Molecule: messenger RNA, 919 nt
Organism: Cynara cardunculus var. scolymus (artichoke)
Lineage: Eukaryota; Viridiplantae; Streptophyta; Magnoliopsida; Asterales; Asteraceae
Product: tetrapyrrole-binding protein, chloroplastic-like
Exons: 1
Coding region: 1-765 (254 amino acids)
Biological process (GO): chloroplast-nucleus signaling pathway
Cellular component (GO): chloroplast
Molecular function (GO): tetrapyrrole binding
Source: RefSeq, a predicted model, not a curated record
AUGGCCACCAAUUCUCUCCAAUCACUAAACUAUCGCCACCACAAUCCGCCACCGCCGCCACCUGGCCGGCGGCAGUCUUUCGACUGUACGCCGCCAGUAUCGUUUAGCGUUAAAUUAAACAAUAAUAAUAAUCCGACCCUCUCCAUUUCCUCCGCGGUAAAAACCUUCUCUCUCCCUUCCACAACCUCCUCCUCCGCUACUUCCUCCACCUCCGACCAAUCAACCACCGUCGACCAACUUCAGCGCCUCCUCUCCGCCAAAGACUUCCGAGAAGCCGACAAUGAGACCCGCCGUCUCCUUAUAGCCCUCGCGGGCGAAGCCGCGCAGAAACGCGGCUACGUGUUCUUCUCGGAAGUCCAAUUCAUACCCGAGUCGGACCUCCAAACGAUAGACGAACUGUGGAGGAAUCACAGCAACAACAAAUUCGGGUACAGCGUCCAGAAACGAUUGUGGGAGAAAUCAAACAGAGAUUUCACAACUUUCUUCAUAAAAGUUGGAUGGAUGAAGAAGCUUGACACAGAAGUAUUACAGUACAACUACAGAGCUUUCCCAGAUGAAUUCGUGUGGGAGCUGACAGACGAAACGCCAGAAGGUCAUCUGCCAUUGACGAAUGCACUGAGAGGUACCCAGUUGCUGAAAAGCGUUCUAAGCCACCCUGCAUUUGCAGACAAAGAAGACGCCAUUGAAGAAGAAGAAGAAAAACAAGAAGAGUCACAGCAGCAACCACUUGGCAAAGGAAUGUUUAAACCUGAUUACAGUUUUUAAGUGAAACAAUUCAAGAUGGUUUAUGAUAUGCAUUACAUGUUUGUACCGUACAAGUAUUACAAGAGUCAUUGUUUGUCCAAUUGAAGUAGGGUUUGCUUAUGGUUAUGGACAUUGACAUACAUUUAUAUAUCAAAACCUCUACAUUUGUGUUUCU